Setaria italica (foxtail millet) is the source of this 2903-nucleotide messenger RNA. Its product is annotated as protein kinase G11A. The transcript has 3 exons. Gene Ontology annotation, cellular component: nucleus; plasma membrane; cytoplasm. The record is from RefSeq and is a predicted model, not a curated record. Bases 918 to 2684 code for a protein of 588 amino acids. NCBI's taxonomy places the organism in Eukaryota, Viridiplantae, Streptophyta, Magnoliopsida, Poales, Poaceae. Gene Ontology annotation, biological process: protein phosphorylation. Gene Ontology annotation, molecular function: ATP binding; protein serine/threonine kinase activity.
AUUUCUUCUCCCGUCCGGCUCUUUCACUGGGAUUCGCCCCCCAUUUUUCGAUUCGUUUUUCUUUCCCCCCUUGCUGUUCUUGCAAUGCGAUUCCACCGCUCCAUAGAUCUGCGUCUCCUGGACGGGUUCGUGCCUCCCUCCUUUCCUUUCCUCCCUCCGUACGAUACGAACUGCAAAGAUUUUCGCGCCCCAGCAUUUCGCAGAAAGAAGAAAAGGUGUCCUCCGCUUUCGGGCCGUUCUUUGAUUUCUCGCUUUCGUUCCUCACCCCUUUCCGCCAACAAAAGCUCCUCUUGAUGUGACUGGAGCCAUAAACGCACCCCUUGCCGCGCCAAAGGGGUGCACCAUUGAUCUGCAGGCCUCUCUGCCUACGUGUUUCACCGGCGGCAUUGCGCCGGCAGGAAACUACGCAAAGGGCUAAUUCUGGUGUGGGUGGUGGCGGAUGGGAGCCACCGUGCUCCCCUUUUGAGUGGAAAAGAUGGCGCCCUUGACAGGACAAGCCAUCUUUGCUGAUCCCUAGCGCUUUGUUUAUUCGCGGUGUGGGGGGACUGCUGGAUCUGUAGGAUAUAUGAUUGCGGUUAGUGGGAGGUUGGGCAGGCUCGGCAGUUUAUUAAGGCCAUAUGAGUCAGCCAUCAACCGGCAUUUUUCAGUUUGGGGGUUGAACUCUGCAACUGCAAGUGUGGGUGAACAGUGUGCUCCAGGUUGUGAGAGCUGAGAAAUCUCUAUGUGUUGGAGGGUGGACGGAUAUGAGUUGGAGGUUAUUUCUUGAUUUCGCUCUGGGUAUUAGAUUUUUCUGAAUCGAAGGCUGCAAUUCAGUUAUCCAGUGCUGUGCCAAGCUUGAAUCUUUGAUUGAACUGUGCUUGUAGAAGAUUUUUUGUAUUCUGUGGUCUGAUUCAGGGUAUAAUUUUGUUUGAGAUACAAUGGCUACAGAGGUAUUGCCUCAAGCACCCCCAGCAGUCCCAGACAUUCAAACUCUGAAGCUGCAUUCUCAGAUUGGUUCCUCUUUGGAGUCUGCUAGGCUGAAUCAACCCAGCGCAUCGGUGCCAAGAAGGCUGCCUGAAAUAGAUAGCGAGAGCAAACCAAGUUCUGAAGUGGAGUCCAAGGAGCAGAAACCAAACCACCUGCCAAAUGAGCCAGUUGAUCGUACUACUUUGAACAAGAUUUUUGGAGAAAUGCAAGAUAAAAUGGUUUCAGAGUGCCCUGUGGUUGAAGAGAAGAAAGUUGUGGACCAUGAUAAUACGGGUAGAAGCUUGAAACCAUCUUCAACAUUGGAUAAGGAGUGUAGUCUAGCAAAGGCAAAUGAAAGUGGCAGGCUUAUCAAAAGAUCUGAGACAGGAGAAAGAGAAAUCAGUAGCAGAUACAGACCAAGCAAUAGCAGUGAUAUCAGUGAUGAGAGCUUGUGUAGCAGCAUCAGUAGCAUCACCAAGCCUCAUAAGGCAAAUGAUUCGCGCUGGGAGGCAAUCCAGAUGAUCAGGACCAGAGAUGGUAUCCUUGGGCUGAGCCAUUUUAAGUUGUUGAGGAAGCUAGGCUGCGGUGACAUUGGCAGUGUGUAUCUUUCAGAAUUGAGUGGAACAAAGAGCUAUUUUGCAAUGAAGGUCAUGGACAAGGCAUCGCUUGCAAGUCGAAAAAAGUUGCUUCGAUCCCAGACUGAGAAGGAUAUCUUGCAGUGCCUGGACCACCCCUUUCUUCCUACAUUGUAUACCCACUUUGAGACUGAUAAAUUCUCAUGUCUGGUUAUGGAGUUUUGCCCUGGGGGAGACAUGCAUACACUUCGGCAAAGGCAGCGUGGCAAGUAUUUUCCAGAACAAGCUGUCAAAUUCUAUGUAGCUGAAAUUCUCCUUGCGUUGGAGUACUUGCACAUGCUCGGUAUCAUAUAUCGUGAUCUCAAGCCGGAAAAUAUCCUUAUCCGAGAGGAUGGACACAUCAUGCUUACCGACUUCGACCUCUCCCUUCGCUGUGCAGUGAGCCCAACGCUGAUCAGGUCGUCUAACCCUGAUGCAGAAUCACUUAGAAAGAACCAAGCACACAGUGCUCAACAAGCUUGUGUCAAACCAUCCUGCAUGAUGCAGCCAUCAUGUACAGCUCCCACGACAUGCUUUGGCCCACGUCUCUUCUCUAAGUCGAAGAAAGAUCGAAAACCAAAGCCUGAAGUUGUCAACCAGGUCAGCCCAUGGCCUGAGCUUAUAGCAGAACCUAGUGAUGCAAGAUCAAUGUCAUUUGUCGGUACACAUGAGUACUUGGCACCCGAAAUUAUCAAAGGUGAUGGUCAUGGUAGUGCUGUUGACUGGUGGACCUUUGGCAUAUUCUUAUAUGAGCUUCUGUUUGGAAAAACACCAUUCAAAGGCUCAGGCAACCGGGCCACACUGUUCAAUGUCAUUGGGCAGCCGCUACGUUUCCCUGAGUACCCAGUUGUGAGCUUCCCAGCCAGGGAUCUAAUAAGGGGCCUUCUUGCCAAGGAGCCCCAACAACGAUUGGGUUAUAAGCGUGGUGCAACAGAGAUAAAACAGCACCCGUUUUUUGAGGGUGUGAAUUGGGCAUUGAUACGCUGUGCGAGCCCUCCAGAGGUACCUCGGCCUUUUGAGAUUGGGAAGCCCCCGAAGCAGCCUGCGUCAACCUCGGAGUCUGCUGCUUCUGCUGGUGCUUCCCAGAAAGGUUCUGAUAACUAUUUAGAGUUUGGGUUCUUUUAAGGGAAUAGGAUGAUUUUGCUCUUGUUUGUAGCAAUUGGAUAAAGUAGGAUCUUUGCAUCUGUGUGUUUGCAGAUGAGUAGUAGGCAGAUUUUUGUCCCUGUGAAAUUGUUUCUGUUCUUUCAAAUUGAACAAUUAGUGUUCAGAUUUCUGUUCAACAACUCUUGUAGUGCAGCAGAAAUUCCAAUUUUAGUUCUAUGCAGCUUAUAUUUGUCAUUCAAA